AUGGAUAUGCACAUAAUUUAUAAUCGAACAAAAUCUUUUACAACAGCAAAGAAAAAAAAAUGGCCUCAUGGGAUUACAGAGUAUAAGGCAACACCUGAAACAUUGGCACAUGCAGGAUUUUAUUUCGAUCGAUCAAAUCAUCCACUAGAUAAUGUUAUUUGUUUCAUAUGUGGCUGUUCGAUAAAAGGUUGGAAUAAAGACGAUGAUCCUUUCCAGAAACAUCAAGCCAGUUCACCUGAUUGUCCGUGGGUUCUGUGUCGAAAUUACUCAAAUAACAAAAAUAACAAUACCGCUAACGAAUCAACUUUGAAUUGGGACGAUAAGAAUCAAUGGCCAACAUCAAAAAAAUUAGAAGAUGCUAGAAUCAAAACUUUUGGUAAUUGGUGGCCACAUAAAGAAAAAAAAACCUGGACUGCAACAGUUAAAAAGUUGGCAAAAGCCGGUUUCUAUUAUUACCCAUUGUAUAAAGGAGAUGAUAAUGUAGUUUGUCCUUAUUGCAAUAUAAGUUUAGAAGGAUGGGAACCUGAUGAUGAUCCUGUAAAAGAACAUACUAAAAGAUCUAUUACUUGCUUAUUUUUUGCUAAACCACCAAAAUCAAAAAAAUCAAAAGCACCAGCUGCCAUUACUAGAAAACCUAAAAAGAAGAAUAUUGUUGAGUUUAACGAGUUGGAUAAGGACGUCAGUAUAAAAGUCAAGGAAAUGACUGUUGUUGUUGAGCCUCAUGAAUUGAAUAAGAACGUUUAUGUCGAAGUUAAUCGAUUGGCUGAUGUUAUCGAGCCUAAUGAAUUAAACAAAGAUGUUUGUGUAGAAGAAGAAAUUAACCAAUUGACUGAUGCUAUUGAGCCUAAUGAAUUAAACAAGGAUGUUUGUGUAGAAGAAGAAAUUAAUCAAUUGACUGAUGCUAUUGAGCCUAAUGAAUUGAAUAAGGAUAUUUGUGUAGAAGAAGAAAUUAAUCAAUUGACUGAUGCUAUUGGGCCUAAUGAAUUAAAUAAGGAUAUUUGUGUAGAAAAAGUUGAUGAAUUGAUUGAUGCUGUUGAGCCUCAUGAACUGAAUAAGAACGUUUGUGUCGAAGUUAAUCGAUUGACUGAUACUAUUGAGUCUAAUGGAUCGAAUAAGGCUGUUUGUGUAGAAGAAGAAAUUAAUCAAUUGACUGAUGCUAUUGAGCCUAAUGAGUUGAAUAAGAAUGUUGGUGUCUGUGUAGAUGUCAAGGAAACGGCCGUUGCUGUCGAGUCUAAUGAAUUAAACAAGGAUAUUUGUGUAGAAAAGGUUAAUGAAUUGAUUGAUGCCAUCGAGUUUCAUGAAUUGAAUAAUGACAUUUGUGUAGAAAAAGUUAAUGAAUUGAUUGAUGCUGUCGAGACCCAUGAAUUGAAUAAGAACGUUUGUGUAGAAGUUAAUCAAUCGAUUGACGUUGUUGAAUCUAAUGAAUUGAAUGAAGAUUGCGUAGAAGUUAAUGAAAUGACUGAUGCUAUUGGGUCUAAUGAAUUGAAUAAGGAUGUUUGUGUAGAAGUUAAUGAAUUGAUUGAUGCUGUCGAGACUCACGAAUUGAGUAAGGAUGUUGGUGUAGAAGUCAUUACUCAACAAAUUGCAGAUAAACUGAAAUUGAAUGAAUUUGGUGAUGCUAGUUUGAAUCAGGAUGAACAAAUGGAUAUUAUUAUUAGCAAAGAUAAUAUUAUUAUUGAUUAUUUAAGAGAUUUGGGUGAACAACAAGAAAAGAAGUUGGAAAUUGAAAUUGAGAAAAUUAUUGAAAAAUUGUUGAAUGCUAAAAAAAAAGUAAAAGAAGAAAUAAUGCAAAUUCAAGUCAUAUAA
Messenger RNA from Entrophospora candida, 1806 nucleotides. The record is from the annotation of a GenBank genome assembly. Lineage: Eukaryota; Fungi; Glomeromycota; Glomeromycetes; Entrophosporales; Entrophosporaceae.